Molecule: messenger RNA, 9541 nt
Organism: Engraulis encrasicolus (European anchovy)
Lineage: Eukaryota; Metazoa; Chordata; Actinopteri; Clupeiformes; Engraulidae
Product: UPF0606 protein KIAA1549
Exons: 21
Coding region: 368-6109 (1913 amino acids)
Source: RefSeq, a predicted model, not a curated record
GCCACCGCUCUGCAAGUGAGUGAUGGUCCAAGAAAACGAAGAGGAAAAGGACAGUUAUCUCCUGAACAAUUUACCGUUAUGUUAAAGAGAACUUGGGAAAAGUUAGGAUCAGACGCUCGGCUGGUGUAUCAAUCACACUAAAUGGACACGGGUGUCCACGCGCAAAUAUAACCAGACCAUUUGAGAGCUGUAACCUACUGAAGCUGGAACGUAACCUACGGAAGCUGGAACGAAAUAUACUAGAGUGGGAUGAAACCACGAGCAUUUUGAGGUGACAGUGAGUGGUCUCUCCUGGUUGGCACCAGGACCUUCGCGAGGACAUCAUCAUCCGGAAUGAAAACUGAUACAAUGGCAUGAGAGUCGCCCCAUGGAAGGCUUAAUACUUGGCACGAGCUCAGUGGGGAUGUCCAAGUGCACCUUGCCCCAUUCAGGAUGCUGCGCGCUCAUCCUUGGAAUAAUGAUUUUGGUUCCUAUGGCGACGGCAGACACGCAUUCUGUGGAAGACUGGCCUGCAUUGGCUUCCGUAUCGCCAAACCAGCCUCCUCUGGCAGCACCAAACCAUUCACCACCACCAUCACCUGCAGCCUUACCAGCAUCAACCAUCAAAGCCUCUUCCCAGCCGGGUGUCCCAACACCUGCGCUCGCCACCCCCAGACUGCCGUCUCCGCCGCCCCUGUCUCCAGCCGCAGCUGAUGAAACCCAUAGCAAUAAGCCAAUUCCCCCUGCUGACGCCUCCUCGCCCUCGCCCUCUGCUAGGCCGAAGUCUAUGGUGGUGGAACAAGCCCUUGAGGGAUCAGCCCCUGCGCGCCGGGCCCGCGACCUACACCAGCCAUCAGUGCCUGUCUCCCAAAUAGUGCCGACUCCAACUUUACUCCACUCCUCACAAAUGUGGUCUCCCUCUCCAUCGUCGCCCUCUUUUGGUUCUGCUGUAACAUCAGACGCUCACGUUAACAUCCACGUGAUGCCUCCCGGGCUUCCUCCAGUGGAAAACCAGGCAGCUCCGAAUACCACCACCACCACCUCCACCCCCACGUCCUCUGUCCUGGCAGACGCACAGGAUCCAGAGGUAGUGCCUGCUUCCAUGACGACUGCCAAACUACCCGUAGAGAUCUCCAAUGCUGUUGUGCAUGACCACCAGUUGUCUCCGAGCUUCACCCUGAACGUGCAGAACGACGGACCGGCGGAGGAGCACCUGAGGUCAGUGGCGCUGGGGGAGCGGACGGGGGUGAUGACCCCCUCGGUGGAGCCCACCAUGGAGCCAGUGGAGGACUUCUACCCGACCAACACCAUGGAGGGGUACUGGGGGUCCGGAGACUACCUGGAGACCAUGUCCUACAUGGGCCCGGAAGGGGACGACUACGGGGGGCUGGUCACCAAGGUACCCACGGACAUGUACGACUUUGAGGAUCCCUACAGCGAGGUUUACGACACGUCCUUCCCGACUCGCGCUGUCCUAGUGCCCUCCAGCACGCUCCAGACGGGGUACCCCUCGCAGGCCACGAGAGUGCAUUCUGAAGUACACGUGACCAGGUCGCCCUUUUUAACCAGACCGGUACAACCCUCAUUCCCCAUGACCAGCAUUCCCAGUCUUACAACCCAAGGCCUGUAUGACGUCCAUGUGAGCAGCUCUGGGAGUCCGAGACCCACCAGUGUGCUUCCUGCGUUUCCUGGUGCUUCUGUGUUGCACAGCAUGCCUUUGCCCAGUGGUGCUACCCACACUGCCUCAAUCUACAACUGGAGCACUAGUGCACUGCCAACCUUCCCCCCUGGCUUUGCUGAGCCCUAUACCAAUGCAUCCAGCAACGUCAAUAUGACAGGCUCUCCUCCACGGAUCAGGCCGUCGGUGGUCGUCUCUCCCCUGGUGACCCCAACGAGAUCGCCCACGCGUCCCCAAGACAGCGGGCCAGAAUGGUCAGAUGAAGUGACCAUUGCACCCACAGACCUCCUGCUUCCGGACAUGAACAGCCUGGAGUUUUUCACCAUCCAGCAGCAGGGCAAAGACCCUAGCAGGCCCAGCCACACCGCCUUCAGCCCCUCGUUGGAAACCGACAUCCCCCCGACGCACAUCCUACCCACUGCGGUUUUCACCGUGGACCCCAAUCACCUGCUGACGGCUUCGUUUGGGGAGGACCUGCUCCCCGCCAUCAACACCUCCUGGCCGGACGAAUCCUCGGCGGACACGUCUGGAUAUGAGCCGCCGAGCUUCCCGACGCUGCGGCCUGACCAGACGGCGUCGCCCAAUGGCACGUCUCUGGAACCCUCGCUGAUGCUGACGCCCUCCAUGGAGCCCUCCAUGCCCACCUCGGUGUGGGGGUCGGGCGGCGGAUCUGGUUGGAUGACCACGCCGUCAAUCGUGACAACCCCUGAAGUCCCCCACGAAACAUCGCUGCAUACGUCCAUCCUCCCGCCCCCAACGACUAAGCUCAGUCCGUGGGACAUCAGCCCAACAGUGUCGGAGAGCGUGCCCAAUGGCACCUCUUCAUUUCCUCCCGGAAUAAGCCCAUCUGCCACUGUUGGUCCCACUCCUGACUCGCCUUCCACAGGAUUCAAUGGCACCAGCGUCCCCUUUGCCCCAACGCAACCUGCUGGGAAUGGCACUGCUAUCCCCUCAUUCCCAACGCAACCUGCUGGGAAUGGCACUGCUAUCCCCUCAUUCCCAACGCAACCUGCUGGGAAUGGCAAUGCUAUCCCCUCAUUCCCAACGCAACCUGCUGGGAAUGGCACUGCUAUCCCCUCAUUCCCAACGCAGCCUGCUGGAAAUGACAGUACCAUCUCCUCUGCCCCAACACAUCCUGUUGGAAAUGGCACCACUAUUCCCCAGCCCGUAGGCCCUUUUACACCCAACGCCACAUCUAUUCCCUCACUCACUGAUAUGGCGGACGAGGCAGCUACCAGCCCUGGUCCCACCACAGUUAAGCCUCCACCGACCACUACCGUCCGACAGUACCUGUGCAACAUCACCAAACCUGAGAACUACCUGAUCAAAGCUGGUUUUCCCUCAGGGUCCACAGCGGGAUAUGCCAAAGCUAAGGUCCGGGAGAUCCUCAAACCGGAGUUCAACCAGUCGCUAGAGCUGCAGGUGGUGAAGGCCCCUCCAGACUUUGUGUUCCGGGUGGUGUCGGGCACGGUGGUGUACACGGCCAUCUCGGUGGUCAACGCCCUGCGCCAGUCACCCAGGGCCCCGCGCAGCUUCCUCUACGUCUCCCGAGUCAGCACCGCGCCCAACCCACAGUACCACGUGCACACAGUGCUGCAAUUUGUGCCCAGUCACAUGGAUGUGCGUGUGUGUUCGUUCAGCGAGCGUAUCGAGAAGGGUCUGACGGCAGCCUAUGCGGAGGUGCGGCGCCGAUCACGUGAAUCCACCAACUUCACCGUGCAGAUCGUAAACAUCACGGUGAGCGGCCCGCCCAAGCUGACCCGUCUGCAGCAGCAGGCUCCGGUGGACGUGGUGUUUGCGGUGCGCGACGCCCAGGGCUACCUGCGGGGGGCAGACCUGAGCGCUCACCUGCGCGCCCUCAGCACGGUGGAGUUCAGCUACUACCUGGGCCUGCCCGUCCUUCAGAUCGCCGAGCCCGUCCACUACCCAGAGCUCAACAUGACCCUCCUACUGCGCUCCUCCUGGGUCAAAACAGUGCUGCUGGGCGUGGUGGAGCCGCGGGUGAGUGACCGGACGUUCCAGGCCAAGAUGGAGCGUCGCCUGGCCCAGCUGCUGGGGGAGGCCAUGGGGCUCAGGAGGGUCAGGAGAGCCACCAGUGUAGCCAACAACAGCAUACAGAUGGUGAGGACGACGCGUCUGCCUGGUGCUGACAGUCCUUUGGAGAUGGUGUACUUCGUGGAGGGAGCCAAUGGGGAGAGGCUUUCGGCUGUUACCACGGCAACCACUCUCAACCGUCUGGACGUGCAGCGAGCCGCCAUCGUGUUGGGAUACCGCGUGCAGGGCAUCCUGGCCCAGCGUGAGUCUCUCUCACACACAUUGAAUGUGUAUCGUGCAUUUGAGAAGGUGGCUGGUUUCCCGAGCGAGCCGGACUCGGAGCCCAUCAGCACGUGGGUGGUGGUGGGGGUGGUGGUGCCGGUGCUGCUGGCCGUGCUCAUCGCCUCCAUCCUCUACUGGAAGUUCUGCCGCACCGACAAGCUGGAGUUCCAGCCCGACGCCAUGGUGGCCGGCCCACAGAGGCAGAAGCUGCAGGCCCCCAGUGUGAAGGGUUUUGACUUCGCCAAGCUGCACCUGGGCCAGCCCAGCAAGGACGACCUGAGGGUGAUCCAGGAGCCCGGAGCCGCCACGGGCACCGCGGGCACCGCUGUCACCAAGGAUACCAGCACCUCAGAGAGCGGCGACUUCCAAACAGCCAAGAAUGCCUCCUCCCGUACCGCACGCAAGAAAGGACGGAUCUCUCCAUCGGAUGGGGACUCUGUGACGAGCGAUCGGUCCAGUGAGAAGGGCUCUCCUCUGGGCCGCCUCAGGGGCACCACGGCCCCCCACGACCCCAAACAGUCCCGCAAGAUGGUCGCCAACGGACUCAGUGGUCCUCCUCCAGUGCCUGGUUCCGGAGGGCCUGAUGACCAGCUCUCCUCAUCGGCCUCCAUCUUUGAGCAUGUGGACCGCAUGUCGCGGGCGGCCGAGGGCGUGCCCAAGCGCUUCUCCAACAAGAUCCAGCUGAUUGCCAUGCAGCCCAUGCCAGCGCUGCCCGCCCACAGCCAGGGCAUGGUGGAGCGGGCCCCGGGACCCGACAGCAAGCUUAACAAGGAUAUCCAGGUAGCACUGAGGCACAAGUCUGAGAUCGAGCACCACCGCAACAAGAUCCGGCUACGGGCCAAGAGGAAGGGCCACUACGACUUCCCCGCCAUGGACGAGCUGGCGGCGGAUGGCACAGGCACCGGCGGGGGAGAUGCCAAGGAGCAGGACCGCAUCUACCAGAAGGCCCAGCAGCAGAUCGACAAGAUCCUCGACCCCGACACACACCUGCCCUCGCCCUUCACAGAGCCCAAGAAGAGUGGUAGGGGAAGGCGUUCUCCCAAGUCGAGGAAGAUGAACGGGGGGGUAUAUGAGCACGACCGGGACCAGCUCAUCACCGCGGAGACAGAUGGAACCUACCGGAAAUACCCCGGAGUCAGCAACUUUGCCUACGUGUCUGACCCCGAGCAGGCUGAGCCUGGCCGCGGCCCCUCCCCUCCGUCCCCUGACGACGUCUUCCUGUCGCCGGGCUCCCCUCCCCCGUCGCACGUGCCCCCUCCCCCUCCCUACCUGCCGCCGCAGCCCAGCAUCGAGGAGGCGCGCCAGCAGAUGCACUCGCUCCUGGACGACGCCUUCGCACUGGUCUCGCCCACCGCCCAGGGUUCCGCGCCCAGCCUCGCCACGGCGGGCAUCACGUUGCCCGGGGUGGGCAUGGGCAUGGGCAUGGGGAUGGGGAACGGCCACGCGCACCCUCCAUCAUCCAGCCCGCCAUCCAGGGGACCCCCGCGGCCCCCCUGGGGGGUGCCCCCAUCCUCCGCUGCCUCCACCUCCCUGGCCUCCUCCUCCCCGUAUGCCCCGCCAGGACCCUUCUCUGGGCGGUAUGGUGACAUUGGACUGCCCCCUCCCUCUGCACAGAGCAUUCUUCAAAGACAAGGCUUGGGUUCAGGGUUUUUGCCCCCAACCAGUGAAGGCGUGAGUGGGGAGCAGCCUGCAGUGGACAGCUUCACCAGCAGAGGGGGCUAUGGUGACGAGCUGUCCUCAUCAGCACGACCCAGACCAGUUGGAGGCACGCCAGGCGGUCACCUCCAUCACCUGGGCAUGCCCAGCCGUCUGGGAGUGCUGCCCCCCAGUGGCGGGCGUCUGGGUGCCCCACAGGCAGCUGGUUACGGCUGGAGCACCUACGAGGAUGAGUUCUCCAAACCUGGCAACCUGCGCGAACCUGCGCACCGUGGCGCAGGACUGAGGGAACCCACCGCCCCGCCUGUCCACCUGGACACCCCCGGCCUGGGCUACCCCUCCAGCACCAGCGCCCUGCAGGGCGAGGGCCACGGCCUGCCCCCGCCCACGCACUCCUCUGCCUCCCUCAUCAAGGCCAUCCGGGAGGAACUCAUGCGCCUGUCCCAGAAACAGGCCUCCCUGCCCAGCUUCCAUAGCUGAGACUGGGAUCUCUAACCCUCCACUACCCCCAGGGACCCCUCCCCAGCCCCCUGCCAACAGACAUCCAAGCCCCUCCAGGCAGAGGCCCAGGGCUGCCCCCACUGCUUCCCAUGGAAGCUGCCCUGCUCCUGGGGGACCGGGAGGGGCCGGGGCCGGGGCCGGGGCGGGACAGACUAAAGGGGCGGGGUCUGGUCUCGGAGCAGGCCAGGACAGGAAGGGGAAUAUCUGCACUGUAUUAGAAGAAGAGACUGAACAAAGACGGGAGAAAAGCAAGAGUCAAAGAACAAGCGUAGCUUUGGACCUGGAUUAGUAGCACUGUGCAUGGAUGUGUGUGUGUGUGGUUGUGUGUGUGUGUGGGUGUGUGUGAGUGAAGGACCUAUUGAGAAAAAGGGACCACAUUUGGUUUUUCAUAAGUAUUGGGUGGGAGGUUUGGACAAUGGGUAUUUUAGCCAAAAUCUGGUUACCACAGAUUGUUGUGAGUUUCUGUUUUUUUAUUAUUAUUUAAUCGUUCCACAUUUUACUUUGGGGUGCUGUGUUUGCUUGUUUGUUUGUUUUUUUUGCUUCUCCCAUUCUAAACAACAGCUGAGGCUAGGUGUCCAUGUUAUUCAUUUGUUAUUAGCUAGACCCUUUACAUCUGGUGGCCUUCUGACCUCCAAGGCACCGUUUAUGCAUACCCGGGUAUUUUGAUUUAAAAAAAAAAACAUAUUUCUUCCCUACGUUUAUCAAAAUAUGUUUGUUCACACCAUCGGCAAAUCUGCCUGUGCGUGGUAAAGAGAAUACCAUUCCAGUCUUCGUUUACCUCUGUUUAUAUACCAAAAAAAUCUCAACUUUUGCCGGAGCUUUUAGGGAGAUUCGUUUUCAGAGGAAAAAACUCCGUUUGUGUGUAAACAAAAGGCGCAAACAAAGGGAGACGUCUUAAAACACUUCAUAUUCUUACCCGGGGAUGUGUAAACGGCGCCUGAGUUCAUGCCGAUAUCUGAUUAACUGCCAUUGCAGUACUGGGGUGCGUUUCUCGAAAGCGUAGUUGUUAGCAGUUAGCAACUUGGAUAGUUGCCAAUGGAAAUUGCAUCGAAAACAACAAAGUAGCUAACAUAGUUAGCAACUUUGGUUUCGAGAACUCCACCCCAACUUGCGGUGCUGCGCGUGUUCCUCAACACCUUGCAUUCAUGCUGAGGCUAAGGGGGAAUGGCUUUUGAUAUGACUUGUAUUACAUUUUCCACACACUGUUUCACGUUAUCUUAAUCUCCUGGAUGUCCUGUGUGCUGCCAUUUCUCUGGUGCUACGUAAACUGCCUAUGAUGACCCAUCCAUUUUAUAUGAUCCAAAGCUAAAUGCUAAACCUUAUACCUUAUUAGGAAGAAGAAUGGGCAGAUCUCUGUUUGGCUGUGCAAUAGACUGAAUUUGUGCGGAUUAUUCUGGCCAAUAUCAUUUCAAUUAACAACCAUGUUAUAUUAACAUAGCUAGAUUUGCUCACAGCGUCGGCACUGCACAUUGGACUAGUGAGAGUAUUUCAUGGGAAGUUGCAGUGCCACCUAUGGCAGUAAUCUAGACCUUGAAAUCAGACAGUGUUCCCUAAAUGGCUUUUCCACUUGGAGUUAUUAUGACAUAGCAGGCUUCCGCGGCCUGAGGAUUGACAGCUGGUCCUGAUGCAAAAGGCCUAAAGAAUGCAGUGUUAAUUCAACCUUGCUCUGGGAUGUAUGAUUCCAGUCAACGUAGUGUUAAUUCAGCACUUUGAGUGACUGUAACCUUUUCAGAGUGUACAUGGAUUUGCAGUGGUGAUUCGGCACUCAAAGAGUUGAAUAUGAGCCAAAAAUGGAAUGGGGCCAUAUAUUCUGCAGAACUGGCUCAGCUCUACUGGCAUGAAAGCUAUCCAGACAAGGGCUGGACUGAGGGAGAAAUAGGGCCCAGGCACAUUUGGCUGAAAUGGGCCCUCACAAUUAAUGGCGCAGAACUGACUCACAGGUGGGCCCUGCACCCUUGUGGCCUCCUAUUUCCAGAAAUGUAAGGAGCCCACAGACCUGUUUCAGGCGCAAACUUUGGUUCCUCUUUUCAACCUGAAAACCGGCCUGACUAUAAAGUUGAGAGCCUUUAAACAUGCAAUUACCCAUUUUGGACUGUUUCAAUAAUAGCGAGAACAAAAGCAGCAAGUCCACAGUUCUUCAAGUCAGACUCGAAGGUCAUGUAGAGUAGCAAGUGAAAUACCAAAGGUGUGAGGAAAGGUGUCUGGCCGGCACUGAAGGGCCAUCACUGGCUUGAGACAAGAGCAAAACUAAACAAUGCAGUAUAAUUAAGACUGCACUCUGCAGCAGUUCAUUAACCACUGUGAGGUAAACAGCAUACGGUAUGUAGUAUACAGUAUAUGUUAGAAACCAUAUUGCUGUUUGCAGAGCCAGUGUGGAUGUGCAGUAUUUUUGUUGGCAGUUUUCCACACCCUCCUCUGCAGCAGAAGAGGCACUGUGGACAUUACCCAUGCAGAUCAUUCAUCUCACUCACUAGCUGUGUUGAUGUAUCAGUAGCUGUUACCAGUAAACACUUGCUGUUCGUUAUUCCUUAAGCAGUAUCUUGCAGUUAUAAAUUGCAGUUAUGAAACUACUACAGGGUCGGUAGGCAUUCAAAGCACUUGCUUUAAAUUAGCAAUGGUCAGGAAUGAAAAGUUAGUAAAGGCACUGAAUGAAAUAAAACAAAACAAAAAAUGGGACAAGCAUUUAGUGCCGCUUUCUUUUCUGAAGGGAGAGUAAUUAAUCUAUUGCUUGCCAGUUAGAGACCAUGGUACCUUUCUUUUUACCCUGGUGUUGCGUCUAACAAUUAAAGAACAAUUAGGGCAAUUGAAUGCUUCCACUCUAAUGCUUACUGAACAAAUGGGGCUACUGAAUGAGACUGACUGUUUUUUCCCUGAUUUAUUGAGAUCAAGGCAUGGAGGGGGACCCAAGCACCCGUACUGUGUCUGUCUGCCCCUGCUCAGUUGCAGAAUUGAACAGAGUUAACCCAACCGAACACUGACACUGCCAUCUUUCUGCUCAGAGCAUGCCGCUGGGCGUGGAAGAAUCCAUGCUUUGGUGUCCACCAGGUGUGCAUUUACUUGUUUGUUUUCCCUCAAAUGUGGUGUCUUUAAACCUUAAAAGGUUAGUUUAAAAAAUCUUUUCCCAAAAAUUCAGUGCUGUAGAAAAGGGGAAAAGAUGCUGAAGAACUGUAUUUAUUAUUUGCCCCACAAAUGUAAGGAUCUCCAUGGUGACAGGUGUAUUUUUUCCUUGACUACCUUUGCCUGUUUUCGAUAAGUAUUUGAUUUGUUUCUGAGUACGAGCGUUAUUAUCAGAAUAUUUUCCAUUUUGUAAGGUUGUAAGGUUUUUUGUUAAAUUAAUUUGUUCAUGUAUGUAACCACAAACGUAGGCAUUCUGCUGUUUCUUUAUUUAAAUAAACAAGAUCAAGGCUUGAA